Molecule: messenger RNA, 915 nt
Organism: Argiope bruennichi
Lineage: Eukaryota; Metazoa; Arthropoda; Arachnida; Araneae; Araneidae
Product: degenerin mec-10-like
Exons: 1
Coding region: 1-915 (304 amino acids)
Biological process (GO): sodium ion transport
Cellular component (GO): membrane
Molecular function (GO): sodium channel activity
Source: RefSeq, a predicted model, not a curated record
AUGAACGAGACAGAGAGACGCAGUUUUGGAAUGAAUACUUCGAUGUUUAUGAAAAACUGCUCUUUUAAUGGCAAAUAUUGUACAGAUUCUCGUUUAAGCUACUUCACUGAUUUCCGGUUUGGAAAUUGUAUAACGUUUAACAAACAAAAACUUGGUAUCAAGCCUUUACGAACUUCAGAAACAGGAUUUGGAAGUGGACUGAAAUUUGAUUCACAUGCGGAUCAGGGCCACUAUCAAGCUAUACAACACACUGUUGGAUUCAAAUUGAUUAUUCAUAAUCCGAUGGAAAUUCCGAGCCCAGAAGAGGAUGGAGUCUUUAUCAAUCCCGGAUUCGAAGUUUUCGUGUCUUUGAAACAGAUUGUUAAUAUCCGCUUACCGGCACCUUUUAAAGACGACUGCAUGAACUACGCUUCGGAAUCGAAUGGUUUCAAAAACAAAAAAGAAUGCAUUCGAAAGUGUAUUCAGUCAAAGAGUUAUGAAAAGUGUGGCUGCAUCGACCAGUCUUUGGGAGUGAUGAACCACCUGAAGCAAUGUGAUUUCAGGAAUGUCUCGGAAUCAUGCUGCUUGGACGAAGUUUUGGACAAUAUGACUUUACAUGGAAAUAUCUGCAAUUGCCCUCUACCAUGCUUUUCUGUAUCAUACAAUGAGAAAUUAUCAGAAGCAUUAUUAGUGUCUCGUGAAUCAGGCGGAUUUCGAGAUUUUAUGCGACCAUUCAUUAAAAAUAAUUACGUGAAAUUAAAUGUAUUUUAUUCAUCUCUGGAAAGACGUAUAUAUCAGCAACAUCCAAAAUUUGAAGAAUCGGAGUUUCUGAGUUAUAUAGGGAAUGAAUUGAGUCUAUGGUUAGGAAUGUCUCUGAUGAUAGUUUGUGAAAUUUUUGAGAGAUUAAUGUUGCUUUUGAAAUCCAUAAUUCGUUAA